AUGGAUUCCACUACAGCGACAGCGGAGCUGGGCUGGACCCUCUACCCAGCACAGGGGUGGGAGGAAGUCAGUGGCUAUGAUGAAAACAUGAACACCAUCAGAACAUACCAGGUCUGCAACGUGUUUGACAGCAGUCAGAACAACUGGGUGCGCACCAAGUACAUCCGGCGCCGUGGAGCUCAGCGUAUCCACGUCCAGAUGAAGUUCUCGGUGCGGGACUGCAGCUCCAUCCCCAACGUCCCCGGCUCCUGCAAGGAGACCUUCAACCUCUAUUAUUAUGAAUCAGACUCUGACGUGGCCAGCAAAUCCUCUCCGCCCUGGAUGGAAAACCCCUGGGUCAAAGUGGACACCAUAGCUGCAGAUGAAAGCUUCUCCCAGGUUGACCUUGGGGGUCGCAUCAUGAAGAUCAACAGUGAAGUCCGAAGUUUUGGACCUGUUUCACGCAAUGGGUUCUACCUGGCUUUCCAGGACUACGGAGCCUGCAUGUCACUGAUCGCUGUUCGAGUCUUCUACAGGAAGUGUCCCCGUGUGGUGCAGAAUGGAGCUGUGUUCCCCGAAACUCUGUCCGGAGCAGAAAGCACCUCGCUGGUGGCAGCCAGAGGCGUCUGUGUUCCCAAUGGAGAGGAGGUGGACGUCCCCAUCAAGCUGUAUUGCAACGGGGACGGUGAGUGGAUGGUGCCCAUCGGACGCUGCAUGUGCAAAGCCGGGUACGAAGCAGUGGAGAACGGCACGCUGUGCAGAGCGUGUGAGUCAGGUUUCUUCAAGGCUGCUCAGGGAGACCACGGCUGUCAACAGUGUCCCAUCAACAGCCGGACCACCACUGAUGGAGCCACCAACUGUGUGUGUCGCACCGGUUACUACCGCUCCGACGCUGAUCCGCCACAGAUGCCUUGUACCACCGUCCCGUCAGCCCCACAAAGCGUCAUCUCCAUGGUGAACGAGACGUCUCUGCAGCUGGAGUGGAGCCCGCCUCAGGAAGCCGGGGGCCGGGAGGACGUCGUGUACAACAUCAUCUGUAAAAGCUGUGGCAGCGGCCGCGGCGGCUGCACCCGCUGCGGAGACAACGUGCAGUUCGUCCCCCGCCAGCUGGGAUUAACCGACGGUCGCGUGCACAUCAGCGACCUCCUGGCUCACACCCAGUACACCUUUGAGAUCCAGGCCGUGAACGGGGUGUCUGACCAGAGCCCCUACUCCCCGCAGUUCACCACCGUCAACAUCACCACCAAUCAGGCUGCUCCUUCAGCUGUGUCCAUCAUCCACCAGGUCAGCAGAAGUCCCAGCAGCAUCACCUUGUCCUGGUCCCAGCCGGAUCAGCCCAACGGAGUCAUCCUUGACUAUGAACUACGCUAUCAUGAGAAGAACCAGGCUGAGUGGAAUUCGUCUCUCACAAGAAGUCAGACCAACACUGCAGUUGUGCGAAGCUUAAGACCCGGAACCAUCUACAUCUUUCAGGUCCGGGCUCGGACUGUUGCCGGCUUUGGACGCUUCAGUGGCAAAAUGUAUUUCCAAACCAUGACUGAAGAGGAAUACAAAUCUAGUCUCCAGGAGAAGCUGCCCCUCAUCAUCGGAUCGUCUGUUGCGGGAGUGGUCUUCAUCAUUGCUGUCACCGUUAUCAUCAUCGUCUGUCGCAGCAAAAGAGGUUCAGAGCGCCAAGAGUCGGAGUACACAGACAAACUGCAGCACUACACCAGUGGCCACAUGUCUCCAGGAAUGAAGAUUUACAUUGACCCGUUCACCUAUGAAGACCCGAAUGAAGCAGUCAGAGAGUUCGCCAAAGAGAUUGAAAUUUCCUGCGUUAAGAUCGAGCAGGUGAUUGGUGCAGGUAAAGCUUCACAUCAUCAAAUUAAUAUCACUAAUCAAAGUUCUCUUUGGACACAUCGAGCUGAAUGGAUUUGUUUUCUCCUGUCAUCUGGCGAAGGCGAGUUUGGGGAGGUGUGUAGUGGAAACCUCCGGCAGCCGGGGAAGAGAGAGAUACUGGUGGCCAUUAAGACCCUGAAGGCUGGUUACACAGAACGCCAGAGGAGGGACUUCCUCAGCGAGGCCUCCAUCAUGGGUCAGUUUGACCACCCUAACAUAAUCCAUCUGGAGGGCGUGGUGACCAAGAGCAGCCCUGUGAUGAUUAUCACAGAGUUCAUGGAGAACGGAUCUCUGGACUCCUUCCUCAGGCAAAACGAUGGACAGUUCACUGUGAUCCAACUGGUGGGAAUGCUGCGCGGCAUUGCAGCAGGAAUGAAAUACCUGUGUGACAUGAACUACGUCCAUCGGGACCUGGCAGCGAGGAACAUCCUGGUCAACAGCAACCUGGUGUGCAAAGUGUCUGACUUUGGCCUGUCACGCUUCCUAGAAGACGACACGUCAGAUCCCACCUACACCAGUGCUCUGGGGGGGAAGAUUCCCAUCCGGUGGACCGCUCCUGAGGCCAUUCAGUAUAGGAAGUUCACCUCCUCCAGUGACUGCUGGAGUUACGGCAUCGUCAUGUGGGAGGUCAUGUCAUACGGAGAGAGGCCGUACUGGGACAUGAGUAACCAAGAUGUGAUUAACGCCAUCGAGCAGGACUACCGGUUACCUCCACCCAUGGACUGUCCCAGUGCGCUGCAUCAGCUGAUGCUUGACUGCUGGCAGAAAGACCGAAACAACCGGCCCAAAUUCAGCCAAAUCGUCAGCACCUUGGAUAAGAUGAUCCGAAAUCCCAACACUCUCAAGGCCAUGACCCCGCUGUCCUCAAGCGUUCACUUACCGCUGCUGGACCGCAGCACUCCGGACUUCUCCUCCUUCAGCACGGUGGACGAAUGGCUGGACGCCAUCAAAAUGGGCCAGUACAAAGAGAACUUCGCCAGUGAAGGUUUCAGCAGUUUUGAGGCGGUGUCCCAAAUGAGCAUGGAGGACAUCCUGCGGGCGGGGGUCACGCUGGCCGGCCACCAGAAGAAGAUCCUGAACAGCAUCCAGUCCAUGAGAGCCCAGAUGAACCAGAUCACCUCGGUGGAGGUUUGAGAUGAC
Molecule: messenger RNA, 2997 nt
Organism: Salarias fasciatus (jewelled blenny)
Lineage: Eukaryota; Metazoa; Chordata; Actinopteri; Blenniiformes; Blenniidae
Product: ephrin type-B receptor 2-like
Exons: 14
Coding region: 1-2991 (996 amino acids)
Biological process (GO): protein phosphorylation; ephrin receptor signaling pathway; axon guidance
Cellular component (GO): dendrite; plasma membrane
Molecular function (GO): ATP binding; transmembrane-ephrin receptor activity; protein binding
Source: RefSeq, a predicted model, not a curated record